This is a messenger RNA of Papilio machaon (common yellow swallowtail), 465 nucleotides long. Its product is annotated as odorant receptor 22b-like. Gene Ontology annotation, biological process: detection of chemical stimulus involved in sensory perception of smell; sensory perception of smell. Lineage: Eukaryota; Metazoa; Arthropoda; Insecta; Lepidoptera; Papilionidae. Gene Ontology annotation, cellular component: plasma membrane. The transcript has 5 exons. The coding region runs from base 25 to 465 and encodes 146 amino acids. The record is from RefSeq and is a predicted model, not a curated record. Gene Ontology annotation, molecular function: odorant binding; olfactory receptor activity.
AAUUUGUUUUACAGAAGAUUAAUCAUGUGUAAGAAACGACAUGAGCUGAUUGUUUGGUUAGUCGAAGAAAUCGAGUCUAUAUUCGGUACACCAAUGGUUUUGCAAAUGUUAGUGAUGGCUUGGAUUAUCUGUAUGACUAUUUACAAGAUAGCUGCCAUAGACAUAUUGUCAGUAGAAUUUUUGGCAAUGGUAGUAUAUUUGGGCUGUAUUUUGUUCCAAUUAUUUAUCUACUGCUACUUUGGAACGCAACUUAAAAACGAGAGUGAAUUUGUGAAUCAAUCUAUCUACGAGUCCGAUUGGCCGGCGGUGUCACCGCGGCUGCGUCGGCCGCUGCUCAUCAUGAUGGAGCGCUGCUACCGGCCAAUUGCACCCUGCAUUGCAUACAUCGUGCCCAUGUCGCUCGAUACUUUUAUAUCUGUGGUGAAAUUCUCGUAUUCUUUGUACACAUUUCUGGAUCGGAACUAA